AAAAAAUUACUCAGUGAAACUCAAUUGAAAUUCUCACCGAAAAUUGCCAAUCACUAAUUCAUCCAUUAUUGAAUAAUCUCUGGUCUAAAUUUCGAUCGGAAUUCAAUGAAAAAAUUCGUACGAUACAUUCUAGAGAACUAGUGUGAUGCCAUUCGUCAUAAACAAAUAAAUAUUUUAUAUACUUAUUAUUCGGAGUAAAAUAAUAAUUCAUAAUAAGUAGUAACAAUAGUGUCGUUUUGAAUGAAUCUAAAGGCAUAAAUAUUGAAUGAAUUACCGUAAUUUUCAACAAAUGAAUUUUAUAUUUAUGAGAUAAACAAUAUUCAAUUGGAUAGCAGAUGAAUAAACUAUGGAGUUGGGAGUACUGAUGAAAAUACAUUAUAAUCAAGAAAGUUGGUGUGACAACUGUCAAAUCCCAGUGCAUUGUAACUAAUUAAAUCCAAUUGUCCUAGAGUUGAAUAAAGUUCCGUGAGUAUUUGGUUACAAGGGGUUAGCAAUGCCCAUUAGAAAUAUCUGAAUUAAAUUAUUUGAAUUUGAAUUUUUUAAAGCAACAAAUUGUCAUAUUCCAAUUGAUUAAGGGCAGUUGUUACGAAUUAAUUGGAUAGCAGCUUGAAUUGUUUUUCAAGAAACUCCAGUGCCUAGACUGAAUCAUGGAUAAAUUACAUGAUUAUCAGGGAAUUACGGGGCGAAUGCAUGGGGUGCGCGAUAAAAUAGGUGGAAAGUGGUGUGAGUUUAAGGAGUGGAAGAAUGAAAUACCAACUAAUCAGGGGAUUGGAGGAAUUGUGGCCCAUUUUCGUAGACCUCCGAAAUUGGAGAGAACUCUCGAGGAUUAUUCCCAUGUCUAUAGGCAAAAGACUCGAGGAGAACUGGUGAGGAUAUCAGCAGCGGUGAUGGGAAUCGAAUUUUCUUAUGCCGCAGAAACGGCAUUUGUCUCACCAACUCUAUUAAAAAUUGGUGUUGAUCAUCAACACAUGACUCUAGUCUGGGCCCUAAGUCCUCUCGUUGGUUUUUUCGUAACGCCGAUCCUGGGAAGUAUCAGCGACCGAUGCAAAUAUAAAUCCGGAAGAAGAAGACCCUUCAUUAUUCUAUUAUCUAUCGGCGUCCUCCUCGGAUUAUUAUUGAUUCCGAAUGGGGAGGAUAUCGGUUACGCUUUUGGUGACCCCAGGCCUCUGCUAAAUCACACAGCCCCCUUGGGUCAUCGAGUAACAGCUAAAAUUAUCGAUGAAACCACUUCCACCGUUCCGACGUCUUCCCACUGCUGGGGAAUAUUUUUUACCAUCUUAGGAACUGCUCUACUGGAUUUCGACGCUGACGCAUGUCAGAGUCCAGCUAGGGCUUAUCUACUUGAUGUAACAAUACCGGAAGAUCAUGCGAGGGGUCUCAGUACCUUCACUAUAAUGGCUGGUCUUGGUGGAUUCAUGGGGUACGGAUUGGGAGGAAUAAAUUGGGAUGCCACGAGCCUUGGAAUUGCUCUCGGUGGACAUCUUCAUGCAACAUUCACUCUUAUCACGAUCAUUUUCGUGAUAUGCGUAACUUGUACAAUCACCAGUUUCAAGGAGAUUCCUCUCAAUCUCCUGGAGAGGGAUGGUUACCAGAAUAUUCUUAGAGCUCAACAGGACACAAAACAGGAUAAUGGGUACGAGAAAAUUACCGGUGACGAAUGCACGUCUUAUGGAACACUUUCGGCUGAAAAUACGGAAAGACAUGAUGAUUUAAUACUAAAACCACUGCCGGUGGAUUCAAAGAGACAUGGAUCAGUGCCAAUGAUUCCCGAGAUAUUGUCACCAGCGAGUUACGACAAUGACAUACAAGAAAAUCAAAAUAACGAUACGAAAGUAUCACUGAGUGAAUACCUCAUGUCAAUAGUCUACAUGCCUCACAGCGUGCGAAUGGUUUGUCUGACCAAUCUCUUUUGCUGGAUGGCACACGUGUGCUACUCUCUCUACUUCACUGAUUUCGUAGGUGAAGCAGUUUACGGGGGUAAUCCACAGGCACCGGAGGGAUCAGUAGAACGACAACUCUAUGAGUCUGGUGUGCGUUUUGGCUGCUGGGGGAUGUCUAUGUACUCACUAUCAUGCGCCUGUUACUCGCUGGUUAUCGAAAGACUUAUCGAACGUUAUAAAGCCCGAAAGGUCUAUAUCUAUGGACUUCUCUUCUAUAGCUGCGGAAUGAUGAUGAUGGCUAUAACAAAACAUCCAGCAGGUGUUAUAAUAUUCUCAUGGACCGCUGGAGUUAUGUACUCAACUCUAUUUACCAUGCCGUAUUUAUUAAUUGCACGAUAUCAUGCCUUAUCUACGUUCGCGGUAACAGCAGAUGGGGAGGCAAUUCAAAGUGGUGGAAUACGUGGUCUAGGUACAGAUGUAGCGAUUGUGUCAUCGAUGGUAUUCCUAGCCCAGUUUCUUCUAUCUUGUGGUCUGGGAACAAUCGUAAGUUUAUCAGGAACAACAACAGCCGUUGUAUUCGUUGCAAGUACACUUGCAGCUUGCGGCGCCAUAGCAGCCACACGAAUUAUCUAUUUGGAUCUCUAAAUCUUCGAUUCUGUCUUCACCUGUUGAUCUGUUUAUCCCGGAUUUAUUUAUUCAAUCAGUAUUAAUCACACAGUGGAAUUGACGAUUUAAAGAUGGGGGCAGUUAAGAGAUCUCAACGAGCACAAAGUUUGUGGAUUUAUUGAUUCAUUAUAAAUUUAUCUGUGUCGAUAUUUACAAUAUUGUUUCAGCUUAUUAAUUAUGUAAAUAUUCGAAGAAUAUAAUAUAUUUGACCAAUACUCAAAGUAAAUUGCACAAUUUUACUGGAAAUUCGAUUUUCUUCUUCAAAUAUUUCUAUAUAAGUAUAUAUAAUUCAAGGAGACAGCCAGAAAAAUAUAAAUAGUUCUAUAGCGAUUCUAUAAAAAUUCAAUAGAAAUAAGUAAUUUGGAU
Messenger RNA from Fopius arisanus, 2912 nucleotides. It is a transcript of the gene lovit, whose product is annotated as loss of visual transmission. The coding region runs from base 648 to 2525 and encodes 625 amino acids. Gene Ontology annotation, molecular function: sucrose:proton symporter activity. Gene Ontology annotation, cellular component: membrane. The record is from RefSeq and is a predicted model, not a curated record. The transcript has 9 exons. Lineage: Eukaryota; Metazoa; Arthropoda; Insecta; Hymenoptera; Braconidae.